Molecule: messenger RNA, 984 nt
Organism: Fusarium fujikuroi IMI 58289
Lineage: Eukaryota; Fungi; Ascomycota; Sordariomycetes; Hypocreales; Nectriaceae
Exons: 1
Coding region: 1-984 (327 amino acids)
Source: RefSeq, a predicted model, not a curated record
AUGAGCCUUCCGACCUUUCAAGGCACUCCCAUGCCCGACUUUUCUGUACACAUGAAGCGGAGUGUUUCAAUCCGAUAUGCUCUCUCGCAACCAAACCCCGCGCUCCUCGGCGCUGAGCACGCUCCAUCAUCUACCAGAGGCGACACGACUCGCCAUGCUGUCAAGGCCUUGUCCAUCUUGAAAUGGACCGACUUCAAUAUUGAGGUCCUAGAAGACCUCUACAAGGACAUGCUGAGCCAAAUGGUUCUGUCCCCCAGCGGCGCCAAGAGCGGCCCUUUUCAUCUCGACAACAUCGAAGAAGCCAAAAAGAUGUUCCUUGAACACCUGGGUCCACGGCUUGAAGACCCCAUCGAGCAAGGUGCGGCCCUUCUGGGCAGUCAGUUCGGUCAUCAAUUCCCUGCGGUCGUGGUCAAGCCCGGACGAUCAUUCGAUAGACAGACUCCUACCCUUUCCUACGUGGCCGGCAACGAGCCUGAUGCUCGUACCUUGGUCGUCAACAUUUGUUUGCAUGCCAACGCAUGGCACUCAAGUAUGAUUGGCGGCAACAAGGCUACGAUAGCUAGACGGCCCCUUGAUCGUCUUGCUAAAUACUGUCUCCUUGCCCGAACUCGUUAUGGGUUCCUUAUGAGCACGAAGGAAAUCGUUGUCAUGCGCAUUCGAGGCAAAGUGUUCGACACUAGCAUGUCUUGCCAUGUCGAAUGGCAAGCUAUUCCAUGGUCCGUAAAUGGCCCGUACGAACUCACCGCGUGUCUGUCUAUCUGGUUUCUGGUAAUGCUGAGUCUUGAUGACCUGCGCCUGUCAGGCUCUCCCCCACACUACCUCCCACCUCCAUACUACCUGCCUGCACCCCGAUCUCUGAACGUUUGGGCGCGUUACCAGAUCCCUAAAGGGUUCUUCUACCGCCACCCUUCUUCUGGGCAACGCGAGGCCGAGCUUCCUGAAGGGGCCGAGUUCGAGGACUCCCCCCAUGGGACUUCCUCUUGA